Molecule: messenger RNA, 836 nt
Organism: Colletotrichum navitas
Lineage: Eukaryota; Fungi; Ascomycota; Sordariomycetes; Glomerellales; Glomerellaceae
Exons: 1
Coding region: 240-746 (168 amino acids)
Source: RefSeq, a predicted model, not a curated record
GAAUCUUCUAUUUUGUCCAACCCCGGCUCUAGACUCGUCCAUGCCGUCGUCGGCCGUCUGCUCUACGAAAUGCCCAGUGUAGUUAUGGUUCAGGGGUUGGGUUUAUGGCUCUCGGCUUUCGCAUCCGCCACAUGCGACGGCAAUGAAGCGCCAUUCAACCACUUCAUUUAGUCACUUUUUCAUCGUUUUUACGAAUCCCACAGGCUCGCAGGGAAACCAACCUCCAAGAAACAAACUCCAUGGAUCUUAAUGGCCCGGCCUGCUUCGGACGCAGCCCGAUCUCCACAAGGCAGAUGACUCUUCCCUAUUUAGAAAAUCUUUUUUUCCCCCCUUCAGUUCCUCGCCUCCCGAAUCCCAACUCCCGACAGUAUCCAGGGCACAUCCCGUCCGACACGUCAGCAAACACCCAAUGCCCGCCGGUUAAUUCCACAAUGCACUACCUAGAUCGGGACGAACGAGUCAAGCCCGCCAGGAAACAAAUACAAUCCAAUCCCAACCCGUCUUCACCCUCCACAACAAACGGAACCAUUACCUAUGAGAACGCACGCCUGACAUCCUACCAUCUGUCGGCUUACACAAGCUUAAAAAGACCAGCUUUCCGUCAGGUUCGGCAAUCAGGAGGGUGUUCUGGCGACAUGACUAGCAUCAGAAGUCUGAGCUUUGCUCCUCUUCUCAAAUGUUCCUUGGGCCGAGACAGCACUCAUUCAGAGCACAUGCCGGGACAUACCUCACUUGCCAUUCCGUAGUACCGCCGGAUUUCCGCUCUUAGACCGACAAGCCCAGUGGUGUGGAUGCUGGUAUGCUGCAGCUGCAGCAUGAAAACGGUCGACGUUCCG